Messenger RNA from Sus scrofa (pig), 348 nucleotides. NCBI's taxonomy places the organism in Eukaryota, Metazoa, Chordata, Mammalia, Artiodactyla, Suidae. The record is from RefSeq and is a predicted model, not a curated record.
AUGCUCGUCCCAUUGACAAUCGCGGUGUUUCACGAUGAAGUGGAGAUCGAGGACUUCCAAUAUGACGAGGGCUCCGAGACGUACUUCUACCCCUGCCCCUGUGGGGAUAACUUCUGCAUCACCAAGGAAGAUUUGGAGAAUGGGGAAGACGUGGCAACGUGCCCUAGCUGCUCACUCAUUAUUAAAGUGAUUUAUGACAAAGAUCAGUUUACUCGUGGAGAGACAGUCCCAGCCCCUUCCACCAACAAAGAACUAGUUAAAUGCUAAAGAAGACUUCAGGACUUCAAAGCCUGAACUUUUGGGAAUGAGCCAAGGUGGAAGAAUCAAAUGCAGAGUCACUGGCUUCAU